This is a messenger RNA of Fraxinus pennsylvanica, 2322 nucleotides long. NCBI's taxonomy places the organism in Eukaryota, Viridiplantae, Streptophyta, Magnoliopsida, Lamiales, Oleaceae. The record is from the annotation of a GenBank genome assembly.
AUGGGCGAUGGUGAGCCAUCCCCUUCCCAACCCUCCUAUGCUCCUCUCCCUCAUCCCAAGCCACAGGACGCCAUCACCAUGGGGGACGGCAAAGCCCCUUCAUCCACACCUCUCCCUCAUCCGAAGUCGUCGAUUACCUCCUGGGGCGACGGCAAAACCUCCUUACCCCAACGCUCCUCCUUACCUGGCCUCACGCCACCCUAUUCAGCCAUGGCACCCUCUGAAAGACCCCAAACCGUGGACAUUCAAAGUGAAGGCAGCCCUUAUUCCAGUCACUCCCUCACUUCAGAUAUAACUGAGCUUAGUGCCGGGAAGUGGUUCUUUUAUUGUUUAUAUAUGGAGAAGGCAGGAAGGUACUUAUUUUUCUGGUGGCUUGGAAUUGCAUUUCACUUGUUCUUGCAUGUUGAAUGUGCUGAGAAGGCCCCGAAGAGACAUAUUCUACCGAACAAUAGUACUGAAGGACAGAUGCCAUUUCCUGCAGUCAAACUGCAUAAAUUGGAUGAUCAUGUGGUGAUGGACAAUGGUAUUGUUAAUCUCACGUUAUCUUCCCCUAGUGGUAUGAUCGUAGGAAUACAGUACAAAGAAACCGAGAACAUAUUGGAAUAUCGCUUCAAAGAAUCUGGAAGAGGACUUGAAGGGACAAGUUUCAGAGUUAUAGUAGAAACCGAAGAUCAGAUAGAAGUUUCAUUCACGAAAACAUGGAAUUCCUCUCUUGGUGACGAUGUUGUUCCCCUAAAUGUCGACAAAAGGUUUAUAAUGUUGCGUGGUGUAUCUGGUUUCUAUUCAUAUGGAAUAAUGGAACACUUAGAUGGUUGGCCUGCUUUAAACAUCGAUGAAUCAAGAAUAGCAUUCAAGCUUAACAAGGAUAUGUUCGAUUAUAUAGCUAUAUCAGACGACAUGCAAAGGACCAUGCCAACAGACCAUGAUCGAACCACAGGUCAAGUUCUUGCAUAUAAAGAAGCUAUUCUAUUGACAAAUCCUCAAAAUCCAACUUGUAAAGGCGAGGUGGAUGACAAGUACCAGUACUCGCGGGACAACAAGGAUGACUUGUUGCACGGGUGGAUUAGCGCUAAACCACGUGUAGGCUUCUGGAUAAUAACACCAAGCUACGAGUUUCGUCCUGGUGGCCCUCUGAAACCUGAUCUCACAUCCCAUGUUGGCCCAACUUCUUUAGCUAUAUUUUUAAGUAGCCAUUAUGCUGGUCCAAAUUUUAGAAUUGCAUUACGAGAUGGAGAGCCGUGGAAAAAAGUAUUCGGCCCUGUUUUUGUAUAUCUGAACUCAGAUCUCUGGAAUACGCCAAGUACACUUUGGGCAGAUGCUAAGAAACAGACGCUAAUAGAAAUCAAGAAAUGGCCAUAUGAUUUCCCUCUUUCAAAAGACUUUCCUAAUGCCAAUCAACGGGGAGCCAUUAGUGGUCGACUCUUUGUGUUUGACAAGUACAUGAAUAUAGAACCCAUACCAGCAAAAUCAGCAUAUGUAGGGUUGACUCCACCUGGAGAUUUGGGUUCUUGGCAAGAAGAGACUAAGGGUUAUCAAUUUUGGACUCAAACUGAUGAAAUGGGCUACUUCACAAUAAGAAAUGUUAGAGCAAGCACUUAUAAUUUGAAUGCUUGGGUUGUCGGAUUUAUUGGCGAUUAUAAAUACGACAAGGAUAUUGUCAUCAAACCAGGUAUAGAGAGCCAAAUCCAGCUAGGCGAUAUUAUAUAUAAACCCCCAAGAAAUGGUCCAACUUUGUGGGAAAUCGGAAUUCCUGAUCGUACUGCUGCCGAGUUUUAUGUCCCCGAUCCAGCACCAGGAUUCAUGACUCGAUUAUCUAUCAACCGCGCAGAAAAGUUUCGACAGUAUGGGUUAUGGGAUCGAUACACAGAUUUAUAUCCAAAUCAAGAUUUAGUAUACAGAAUCGGCAUUAGUGAUUACAGAUACGACUGGUUUUUCGCUCAUGUCAAUAGAAAAAUAAGUACAAAUAAUUAUCAACCAACCACAUGGCAAAUUUCAUUUGAUUUAAGGAAUGUUGUCGAGACAGGAUCCUAUAUAUUGCGGCUAGCAUUGGCAUCUGCCACCUAUGCUGAAAUACAAGUUCGAAUCAAUAAUCCAAUUGCACCAAGUCCUUACUUCACUACAAUGCGAAUUGGCAAGGAUAAUGCAAUUGCAAGGCAUGGAAUUCACGGAUUGUAUUCGUUGUAUAGUAUCAAGAUACAGGGAAUUGAAUUGAAGAAUGGUACAAAUGCAAUCUAUUUAAAGCAAUCAAGAGGUGGGCGUGCUAUCGUUGGAGUCAUGUAUGACUACAUUCGUUUAGAAGGGCCUAAGCUAGCUACUUGUUAG